AUGCCGCAGCCGCAGCCGCCUGUUUCCUGGGGGGCGCCGUGGGAGGUGAGCGCUGAGCCAGGAGCCCCCCGCCGCGCGUGAGUGGAGCCCGGAGGCGGAGAGGCGCCCCCCUUUACCCGCUCCAUGGCGAACGCCAGCGAGCUCAGCAGCCCGCACCUGCCCAGCCCCGGCGGCCUGCUCAGCGCCUCCGGCCUCAAGCUGGCCACGCUGGGCUUGAUCCUGUGCGUCAGCCUGGCCGGCAACGUGCUCUUCGCCUGGCUGAUCCUGAAGGACCGGCACUUGCACCGCGCGCCCUACUACCUGCUGCUGGACCUGUGCCUGGCCGACGCGCUGCGCUCGCUGGCCUGCUUCCCCUUCGUCAUGCUGUCGGUGCGCAGCGGGGCAGCCGCCUGGCCCCACGGGCCGCUCAGCUGCAAGGUGCUGGCCUUCCUGGCCGUCCUCUUCUGCUUCCACGCCGCCUUCCUGCUCUUCUGCGUGGGGGUGACCCGCUACAUGGCCAUCGCCCACCACCGCUUCUACGCCAAGCGCAUGACGGGCUGGACCUGCCUGGCCAUGGUGUGCAUGGUCUGGACCCUGGCCAUGGCCAUGGCCUUCCCGCCCGUCUUCGACGUGGGCACCUACAAGUUCAUCCGGGAGGAGGAGCAGUGCAUCUUCGAGCACCGCUACGUCAAGGCCAACGACACGCUGGGCUUCAUGCUCAUGCUGGCCGCUGUCAUCGCCGCCACCCACCUGGUCUAUGUCAAGCUCCUCUUCUUCAUCCACGGCCACCGCAAGAUGAAGCCGGCCCAGCUCGUCCCGGCCAUCAGCCAGAACUGGACCUUCCACGGGCCGGGAGCCACCGGCCAAGCUGCUGCCAACUGGACGGCUGGCUUUGGCAGGGGCCCCACUCCUCCCACGCUGGUGGGCAUCAGGCAGGCCACCCACAGCCAGAUCAAGAGGCUGCUGGUGCUGGAGGAGUUCAAGAUGGAGAAGAGGAUCUGCAAGAUGUUCUACAUGAUCACCCUGCUCUUCCUGCUGCUCUGGUCCCCCUACAUCGUGGCCUGUUACCUGCGGGUCUUCAUCAAGGCCAGCACCAUCCCGCAGGUCUACCUGACUGCUUCGGUCUGGAUGACAUUCGCCCAGGCAGGAGUCAACCCCAUCCUGUGCUUCAUCUUCAACAAGGAGCUCAGGGUCUGCUUCAGAGCCCACUUCCCCUGCUGCCAAAGCAUACAGAGCACCCAGGGCACCAUCCUUUGUGAUCUCAAGAGCUUUGGCACGUAG
This is a messenger RNA of Emys orbicularis (European pond turtle), 1260 nucleotides long. RefSeq names its product G protein-coupled receptor 27 (gene GPR27). Gene Ontology annotation, cellular component: plasma membrane. The record is from RefSeq and is a predicted model, not a curated record. Gene Ontology annotation, molecular function: G protein-coupled receptor activity. Gene Ontology annotation, biological process: G protein-coupled receptor signaling pathway. Lineage: Eukaryota; Metazoa; Chordata; Testudines; Emydidae. The transcript has a single exon.